Lodderomyces beijingensis is the source of this 996-nucleotide messenger RNA. The record is from the annotation of a GenBank genome assembly. NCBI's taxonomy places the organism in Eukaryota, Fungi, Ascomycota, Pichiomycetes, Serinales, Debaryomycetaceae.
AUGAGAUUCACUACCGUUGCUGCUACCACUGCUGUACUUGUCACUGCGCACGCCAACUUUGCCAUCGACAAAUCGGUCGGUGUCGGUCUCGGGGUUGGUCUUGGCGUGGGCAUUGAAAAGAACCUUGGUCUCGAGAAGGAUAAGCCGAAGCUUGGGCCAGGUCCAGUAUUGCUCACAAAGUCUACUACUUCCACGCCACCACCACCACCAUCAACAACAACAUCGACAACCCUUGAACCAGAGUCAACUGUUUACUCCACCACUCACGAAAUUGGCACAACUGUGAUUACGGUGACUUCAUGCUCGCAUGGCGGAUGUUCUUCUGUUCCUGUGACUACUGGGUAUGUCACUAUCACUGACGAAACGACUGAGUACACGACUUAUUGUCCAUUGACUGCUGCUGAAUCGUCAAGUACUCCAUCUUCGUCGUCCUUGGUUUCAUCAAGCAUUCCAUCUUCCUCGCCUUCAAGUGUGUGCAGCGAGACAACGGCCACAACAACCACAUCAUCAUCAUUAUCGGCCAGCUCUACUCCAAGCUCGUCCGUCCCAGCAACAUCGAGUUUUCCAUCAAGCUCCACUUCAAGCACAUUAGCCGCGGAAUCAACGACUUCUUCAUCGUGUUCUGAUUUCCCAACGAGCUCCACUCCAAGCUCAUCAGCUCCCGAAUCGACAACCACACCAACCAGCUCUGUUAGCUCAGUUAGCUCAGUUAGCUCAGCUCCAAGCUCGUUAGAACCUGAGUCUUCAGUCUACUCACCACCAUCCACCAUCACCACAGACGUCUAUCUCACAAGUACCGAAUCGACCUCAUGCGCCCCCUCCACCACGUUGGUCACGACCCCGUCUCCAUCUCCAUCCCCAUCAAAAGUCGCCGAUGAAAGCAGCUCCCUUCCCAGUGUCUCCGCCGACUCAGUGCCAUCUGUAUUCCAGGGAUCAGCUUCGAAUGUCAAGCCAUGGGUUAGCGUUUUGGCUCUCGCUGCUGCGUUCUUGAUGUAA